AUUACAGUCGUAGAGGAACAUACAACUACUCCAAAUCCAACUAAAACAUCUUCCAAAACCUUUUCAACAACUAGUGCAGUUUCCUCUGCAGAAUUAGCCUUCUCCACCCACAAGGACUCUGUGAAUCGUAAACCGACAAGAAGAAACACUUCAUCUCCGACGACAAACACUGUCCAAGCCAUCCGUUCAAAACCAGCUGAUCGUACACCAACUAAGCGAAUUCAACAACAGCUUGGACGAGCCAACUCGCAUUUCGAUGGCAGAACGAGAUGAAUGGAUCCGUAGCAUUUCUUCCGAUGGCAUUUCAAAUUGUCACUUUAUCGAAACGGCUCCAGAUUGAUAUCGUUCUGAAACGAUGCACCAUCGAUAGGGAUGAAAUGUGUUUCAAGUAUCAGUGGUAGCAACAGAUACGAAACGGCAGUAGCAACUGAAGCUCGAUGGCAUAAAAAGGAAAAAAGUAUCCCCUAUUGCAAAUGAAUAUAUCUUGAAUUGAAGAAUAAUUAUCAUAAAUGUGUAAGCAACAACAGAUCGAUGAAAGAAGAAGAAUGUUUAGUUGUUGAUAAGGGUUGGUUAUGUUUGGAACAAUGUUAAUGAUCUUUAUCUUUGUCCUGCUGUUUGAAGCAGGUACAGUAGUAGAUUUUAUCGAAGUAGGUGAAGAGUAAUUCUUUGCAAACGUAAGUAAAAUAUAAAGAUUAAAUGUAGAGUAAGAUCAUCGGAUAUAAAAAAUCUCACUUACAAUAGAAAAGUAUACAUUAUGUUGCCCAGCCCGAUGGUGUAUUUUUACGUCACACAGUGUAGCAGAUAAGCGCCGGCGCUUCGCCAUUCCAAAUAUGCUCACGUUUUCCCCUACCAUGUGUUUAUGUUCAGCUCCCCUUUUGUUACUACUACCGAUGCCACACUACCAUCGUGGGCAAGCAACCGAUGUAACGGGAGGAAAUGUUUUGUUUAUGUUGUGCAUAUGCGUCCAGACCGCGAACAGAAAGGGGUGGUAUUGAGGUGUCACUGUUGCCACUGACCAACACCAUCAUACACCCGCGUUACUAGUAGCGACGACGGGGUGUUCGCGCUCUGCAAUCAAGAUACGGUGAGGGUUGCGCACGCGCUUCACUGGCAGCAUCAGCUACGCACCAACACCAGCGUUCGGUCGGUUUUACUAUUUCAGCAUAAACUCUCUUACCGUUCCUCUCGCACGCUCUCUGGCUACGGUUGUCGCUCCAAACCUUCCUUAGCGAAAGAAGGGUUGCAAACACUGGUCGUGGAACUCGUCGCGCACAGUCCGCGAAAGAACGUGUACCACGCAAGGCACAACGAACGCUCGGCCCGUCGCCGUGAAGCUUUUCGCACCAAUUUUUCCCACUCGGGAGAAGGGUUGCUGAGAAAAAAGACAACAACCAGGGGAUACAUAGUUGAAUAGUGCGGUGCAGUUGCAAUAAUGGUGGCGUUUGUCCAUGCACUGCACACUACUGUUCUUCUCCCCGACGGCAGCCGCUUUUGCUCGAGUGUUGCUUGUUUUCCGCGUACUUAAUUAGUUGCUUCGGUAGCAAUAAUUUAGAACAUAACCGUGUGCAGCUUGUUGGGAACAUUUUCCCUUUCUCCCUCUGCUUCUUUCGUUGCUCCCUCUACAAGAAGGUGUUGAUUUUUCGUGCUUUGCGUGAAUCAAUUCAGUGAGUGUAAAGUAUCUAUGCUUUCCAUAUUGCAUACAAACUGUACCUUUGUUAAGCAACAUUUUUCAUCUGUUCAAACAACGACGACAGGGAAAAGACAUUAGACAAUAAAGCGUUUUGAUUAAUCGAUAAGAGUGUGUGUGUGUUUGUGUGUGUUGCGGUGCGUGUAGAUUUUCCGAACCAACGCAACAUUACGGUGUUCCUUGGAAGCAAGCUGUGCUUCCGAUUUGUACCGCUGUCGUCCCUCACGUGGUGUGUGCCCCGUCGUAUGGAAAAGCCCUUGUGGUGAAAACAAGCUAAAAAAGGCAAUGCAUUCUGCCUGCUUGCUGCUGUUUGGGUGUUGUAUGGCUGUGUGUGCUAGAGAGAAGUGAAGAAAAGCAUAACAAUAUUGCGAGACGAUAGGAUUGCUGGCAAAACAUAUCCUGUAGCGUUGGGCCUUCGCGCGCGUGUGUGUGUAUUAUGAGUUCCCCAAGGAUAGACGAUUGCCCCUCAAUGUGAGUUGUGGCUGGUGGAGUUGGAUAAUAUUGCUCUGCUCCACCUUGAUCCCUUUUAUGCUCAGCUGACUCACACGAGUGAAGCAUCCGAUCAAGAAAAAAGGCAUUCGGUGAGUCACAUCCUGGAUGGAAAAAAGGAUGGAAAAUCCAUCCGUUAGGAUGUGAAAGUACUGUAAAGUUUUACCCGAAGGAUUAUAUUUAUUUUAAUAAAAAAGAAGUACUCUAGGAAAAGCGAUCCAACCUAAAGGACAUACCGCUUUAUUCUUGUCCUGGUAUGAGUACACAUUGCUGCAACUCCUCUCCAUCCGCCGGACACACCAUCAGAGGCGUCGUUGAUAUUGGAAAGACGGAAACACGCCUAAGACCCACCCUGAACGUCCGAACAGCAAAGACGAUGGAUAAUAAAAUAAGGCGGUCGUAGGGAUUGUGUGGUCUGACCAGGCGAGGCAACUGUGAUGAUGUCAUUCGUUAGUUCCAACCCGGUAGGGCUUGGCGUUCGGGUCUGUUUUGCCCAAAAGCAGUGCAGCAUUGAUCGGCCGCUGUUACGCAUCGAACGUGAACAAAAGAAGUGAAACAUAAGCAUUCUUUUGUUUUUGGAUUACAUUUCAUAAAAACCAUCUUUUUUCCGUUUAGUUUGUAGUGAUCGUUACAUGAACGUUUUGUUUUGUUCACAACCAGUACGCGCUUCAUAUAAAACAAGUGCUAAUAAGUUACAACCAAUAAAAAUAGUAGCAAAUCAUGUUUGUCACGGCGACCGCAGAUUGUGAAUCACCGGACGGUGACCCGUGUGUCGAUGCGGUUCGGGAUCUGGCGUACUGUCCGGUGGAUAAUCCCGCCACGGUACCGAUGGCUCCGUCACCACGCAAGCCACCGACACCGGCCAAACACAGGAGCAACAGUAUGUGCGGUGGAAAUGCUGGCCUACCGCCGAUCAAUCGUGUACCGAAGGCGGCACCACGUGCGACCCAACAACCGCCAACACCAAAACCAAGAUCAGUUUUACCUACCACAACCCAAGUAGAUAGUGUAAAGAAAUCGUGUGAUGAUGAAAUCGACACCAGCGGCGCCCGCAGCCUCGAAGGAGUCAGUGGCAGCGGCAAUGGUAGCAAUAGCAACGGCGGCAGCAGUAACUCCACUGCCAGCUUCCAUCACGGUUCCAGCUACAUCGGCACAAGCCACAAAACGAUGACGCUGGGUCGUUCGAGUUUUUCGCACAUCAGCGGUACACCCCGUAACACCCUAAGACUGAUACCAGUAGACUUUUCGCUGUUCAACGAUGAUGACUUCAUUGAUGAUACAGCGAGCGAUGGCGCAGAUUCUGGCACGUGCAGCAGUGCUACCAGUGGGCAGCGAAGUCAGCAGCAGAACGGUGGUCACCGGAUAGCGUACGGUGGCGUUGGGGGAAAGCGCACCAGUACCGACGAUCGUGGAAGCACCAACGACACCAACAGUACAAACCGUUUGAUGAUCGUCAACAACGAGAACAAUCAGAACAACAUCAACACCGUGCUGCGACGAACAAAGAACAUCAUCACCCACGACGAGUAUCAUCGGUUCUGUGAUAAGGCUCUCGAAACCUACGAUCUUGCAACACAGUGUGAAUCACGACGAGCAUCGAUGCGCCGGCACACCAUCAUCGGAUGCAAUCAAAACUAUAAACUCGACCCACUGGCAAGUCACUCGAUGCCACCAUCGCGUCCUGCAUCACGCCAAUCCGAUCGCGAUACGAUGCGUAGUGAGGCCCAACCUGCCCCAGUGUCCGUCGGUGCCAACGGUGGAAAUGGUGCGCCGGUAAAGGAAAAGCCUUCCGCCGUCGUGAUGCCGCACGUCGUGAACGGAACACGGCCGGCACCGAUCGGAAGUGCGGCAACGGGUAACGGUAGCAGCACUAUCGAGUACGUCAGCGCAAGCAACCUGUCCUCGUUGGACACCUGGACCAAAAAUUCGCUCGACGAGCACCAGUGGAAGGAUGCGUUCAAUCUGAACGAUCGACUGUCACUGACGCUGGAGGAAAUCGUACAUAUCCGCUCGGUAAUGACCAAGGCCGAGCUCGAAGGACUGCCGGUGGAUGUGCACAUCAAGGAGGACGUGGAAAAGCGGAAGGUUUGCUUCCUGUGUUUACGCACGCGCUUCACCCUGUUCGCUCGGGGCAUCCUAUGCAAGCUCUGCCAGCGAACCGUUUGUAACAAAUGCAAUACGAAGAUGCGAAUACCUACCGAACAUUUCCGCAAUGUUCCCGUGGUGCUGCUGUCACCUUCGCUCAUGAACAGCCCGUGCACAUCCAACACACCGUCGCCGAGUCAUCAUGCACACUGUACCGGCUCGGGGCCAACCAGCAUGGUGGAUGAAUCUUUCCCAAGAUCCCUGAUGGAGCGUCUGUUACGGCCUGAGUUAGAUCGAAAGACUCGAAAUACGGUCGGAAGUGCUCCGUCUUCACCAAAGAAUCAGCGUUCAGCCUCUAGCACACCCGGCACCAGCCUGCACGGUACCGAAACCCUAUCCCUAUCGCUCUCGCAUCACGUUACCGGUGCGAACAACACCGCCAAAGACGUCACUGCUCCGGCGAAUGGUAUCUCCUCCUCUUCCACAUCGGUUACUACCGCUGCGCAGAAGUGUUCGCUCAUGUCCCGAAGCAUGGAGGGCCCCAAUAGUCUUCCACCACAGAGCCCAGCACGGCCACACUCGAAUUGCAGUACGCUGGACAGAAAGAAUCGUUUCGCCAAAGCAUUUACGCUGACGGCAUCCGCUGGAGGCCAGGGUGGAGUGCUUGAUCCGCAGAAGGAACGGCUCACCGGUGAGUUGAUGGCCGUCUGCAAUGACUGUCGCAGUCUGGUGCUGGAAAUCAUUCGUUCAUCGCGACAAACCCGAACAACGGCCCGCAAUCAGGUGCUGCGCCAUCUGACGCUCGAUAUCUCACCGGUGUACAAGUAAGUUACCGGCAGUGAGUGACUGAAGAACAAGCGCACAACGGCGGUUAUGAAGGAGAAGACAACUUUGUUACCCCAAAAUCUCCAGAACCUUCAGUGUUCGGGCCAGCGAGAGAGUGAGCAGCAUGCACACAACAUACGUUACUGACGUUGUAUUUAUUAUACUUAUUUAUUUAAACCGCAUCAAAUCCUCAACAACUGGCAGCGGAGUGCCUCCAAUUUCCCUUUGGCAAAAUCACGUAGUGAAUAAUGUAAGAUGGCGGCGGUGCGAUGCUGGUGCUCGAAUGCGCGGACACAGUUACCGAACAGUUUCGAGACAUCAGCUCUCCUGAUGGCCGAAGUGUAAGACUGGCUUGUUGCUAAUACCUCCAUGGCAUUGUGAUUAUUAUACCGUGUUUUUUUUUUGCUGGUCCCGUUAGUAUCGAGGAUCUUUGUUUUAUUUGAGAAGAAAGUGUUUUAGAGAUGCAGAAAGAAAAGAGCCACACACAUACACAUACUUUAGAGGCACAAUUAAAUAUUACAAUGGCUUCGAAGGAAGAAAGCAUAAAUAUGCAAAUAUCGCCAGUUCGAACGGUUUUUUUAUGUGGAAAGGCUACCAGUACGUUUAGCCUGAUCAUCCUCGCUUUGCGUGUUUUUUAUCCGGAUUCGGGUUUCUCCUGCGCGGCUAAACGUUGUGCCUGAAAGAUUGUUUUAUGUUGUAAAAUAUGUAUAUUCAGGUAUAUUACUACUCAUGUUAACAUGUUUAGUCUUUGCGAGGGAAGCAUUUGAGCGAUUUGAUGAUGAGAAUCAUGUUUGGUUGGUAGAUCGGACGAGAGAGAAACGUUUUGGAUAAUCGAAUUCUAGGCUAUCAGUUUUCCAUUUACAUCCAAACCAUUCCCCCUAUGUUACGAGCAUAGAUUCUAACGAGCAAAGGUUGAUCCACCUCGAUCGAAAUGUUGAAGCUUUUUUUGUUCUAUCGCUGUACAGGAUUGUUGGAGAGAGAGAUAGAGAGAGAGAGAGAGGCCAGCGAUCGAGCCUGUGCGUAUGUAGCCCGAAAAUUCGUUUGUAAAUGUUUAUGUUGAAUAAAAAUAAUUUUCUUCAUUCCGCAUUGAAAAAAAAAACCCGGAGGUUUCGCAACCGUUAACAGUUUCGUUUCACGAAAGCAAAUAUUGUGCUACUGAAAAUAAAAUGGAUACAACAGAGGGAAAAAGAUCAUAUAAUGGCAGCAGUUUCAUAUUGCAAUAGUAAAAUAUUUUAUUGUAAAUCCUGUGAAACAGAAGAAACGAAGGAUAUACCUAAGUAAAUUAAUCAAUUCCGAAGCGUUUGUGCAAAAAAAAAAACCAUAACAGCAGAAUAUUCGAAACACAUAACAUAGUUUGAAUUAGCGUUGAUAACGAUACCGACAGCUGCUAUCGCAAAUGAGGAAACAUUGACUUACACUAUCUACUAAUCAUUUUGGUGCAAAUAUGCAAAGGAUACACGCGCGGCCUGAUAGAAUAGCAAGAGUGCUGGAAACUGGCAAUCAUAUAGAAAGGUUUAACAAAGAUGCUUGGACGUGUGUGAACAGGCAGGAUUCCUUGUCCAAUCCAAAGAAUGUAAUAGUGACAGGGUAGAGAAAAGGAUACCGAACACAAGACAGUGACCAGAACAUAUACAACAGAGCAUGGUAGAUGUAAUAACAGAGCGAAAAAGUGACAAUUUAAAAGGAUUCCGUUUGCUUAUCAGAUUUUAAAUGUAUCGCAUCAUGUACACAACCGAAACACACAAUCGUAUAGCCAAAUGGAACGUUGAUGUUUUUAGCUGUUGAUCUAACACGUUUAUCGUGUGAUACUAUUCUUCUUGCGGUAGUGAUAAAUUAACAGAAAUUAUUUAAAUUAAACUGCACCUAAUAUAAUCUCAAGGCAGUCUGAAGGAAGGGAAGAAACCGACGGGGGGGAACACCGGUUUAAUAUAGGUAGGCUGAUAAAGGAGAAUGCAAAAGGUAUAUCACAACAACCAACAUCUUAGAAACAGGCUGUCAAUAGAAAGUAAUAAAUAUAUGCAAAUCUUCCAUCAGUUGAUAGAAUGAAAUACACCACAGUAAAUAAUCAUACAACUACAACUUUUACCAACAUUCGAAACGUAUCAGUAAAAACGACUGGCAAUAUUGGGAUUCCUGCUAUAUACUCAAUCGGGUGGGAUUGUUUUUGAAUGCAAAAAAAACUGUGUGAAAGUAAAGGAAGUGUCGGCGAAAGUAUUGUCAAAGGUUAUAAUAAAACUGAGAUACAAAAAAUAAACAGGAAAAUCAA
Molecule: messenger RNA, 7352 nt
Organism: Anopheles funestus (African malaria mosquito)
Lineage: Eukaryota; Metazoa; Arthropoda; Insecta; Diptera; Culicidae
Gene: spir
Product: protein spire
Exons: 8
Coding region: 2897-5089 (730 amino acids)
Biological process (GO): Golgi vesicle transport; intracellular transport; establishment of meiotic spindle localization
Cellular component (GO): cytoplasmic vesicle membrane; cell cortex
Molecular function (GO): actin binding
Source: RefSeq, a predicted model, not a curated record